This is a messenger RNA of Protopterus annectens (West African lungfish), 13895 nucleotides long. RefSeq names its product vimentin type intermediate filament associated coiled-coil protein (gene VMAC). The coding region runs from base 485 to 1099 and encodes 204 amino acids. NCBI's taxonomy places the organism in Eukaryota, Metazoa, Chordata, Ceratodontiformes, Protopteridae. The transcript is spliced from 2 exons. The record is from RefSeq and is a predicted model, not a curated record.
UGUCAGUGAGUCACAAUUUAAGGGUCGAAGUUGAAUUAGAAAGGAAGGGUUAUACAUUAGCAAAGUUAAUAAUUACCACUUUGAUUUAUUGGUAGAGUAAUCGCGAUCUAGUAGUUGUUAAUUAUAUUACAAGCUAAAUGGUGUCUAAUAGAGCCUGCUUGUAAAAUGUUUUACAGCCCGAAAUCACUGUCUAGUUAAGUAGUAAGGGAGCGAUAGUGUUUAAAAAAAAGUGUUAAAAUAAUUACUGCUAUUCUGAUGUGUCUAACGUUACUAUCAUCUAGGUCUAAGCUGUUCAGUAAAUUAUACUGAAGCUUGUUUCUUUCCACUGCUUUAUGGGGCUUAAAUUUUGAAAAUGCCAUUAUUGCUUUUUCACGUUGUAGAAAAUACAGUAAAAGUUUUACAGUGCCAAUAUUAAUUAUGCACGUUCAUUUCCAGUCAGAUACUUGAGGCAAACAUUAAUUCAGCUAAUGUGAUGAGAAAAUAAAUGAAAAGGCUUGUUACAAUAGGGUAUGUAGGCGGAAGGGCCAGUUUAACCACAGACAUCUGGGAAAUGUCACAGCCGUCCCCGGUACAGAUUAAGGAAGCAAAUGCUCACCUGGCAGCAGUUCAUCGGCGAGUGGCUGAGCUAGAAAAGCGUCUGGCAGCCACAGAAAACACUGUGAGGGAACAGGCAGAAAGCCUGAUAAGAAAGGACGACCAGCUACGCACUACUGUUCGAGAAAUCGUAGAAAGUAAAGACAGGGAGAUUGCUAGUCUACAGCAGAAACUUUGUGAAACAGAAGAUGAUGUUCUGAAGUUGCAGAAUAUAAUUAAGGAAAAAGAUGGAGUGAUUUCACAGCUACGACAUCAAAGUCAUUUACUGAAAAAAAUUUGCAAGAGCAGGCCUCUGCUAGACAACCUUCUAUCCUACAUGGCUGAAGCAGAAAGAUUAGGUGACAUCCCUGGAACUGAAAUGGAUACAGUUUCCUCCCUUCAGGAUGGAUUUCUGGGCACAAACUGCAGCUUGAACAUUAUGUCAAACAACAGAGAUUUCUCUCUCAGUGAAGAUGACACUGAAGACCAGGACCUGGAUGAGACAAUAUUUGGAACCACAGUAUGAAACCCAUAAGCCAGUUAGAAAUGAGAGUGCCUGUUGUUUAAAGUUAGUGUGCAGUAAUGUAAAAACUGCAGGUAAUUAAAACAAUACAAUCAAUUAAAGCACUAAACCUUGUUGUAGGAGUUGUGCCAGAAAUGGCAGGGACUUAGGAAGCCUGUAAAACUGAUGCAAUACAUGUUUUAAAAAAUAUUUGACCACGGGGUAUCUGCUAAGCACCGUCACUUGUGCCGUCGUUUAGUAUAGGCUUAGAGGAAAAUUGUAAACUUUGAAAAGUUCAUAUUGAUUUCUGAAAUUCACCAAAGAUGAUACUUUAACCUUUUUUUCCUGAAAAUCGUGUUCAUUUGGGGGAACAUGGUCAUUUGGAUACUUUACCAGUAAACUGCUGUUGAUGUUUUUUCUUUCUUAAAUUUUCUAAGCGGAGAUCAUGGAAAACAAAUGGAAAGAUAUGGAAUCAAUCCUCAGCAUUGAGGGUCAGUCCUCAGCAAUGAGGGUCUUUUUUUUUUUUUUCAAACUUAUAUUUUGCAGCUACAUGAGAGAGAGAGACUGCACUUUGAUGCUUUUUCCUCUUUUACACGGGCACACUCGUACACCUAUUAAUUUUAAAAACACAUCUUAUGUGCUGCUCAGAAAAGCAAAAUGUGAUGUUUUGCAUCCUCAACAAAGUCAAAUAGAAGGGAAACAUUAGUGGAAGUCAAACAUUAUUGGUUGUUUUUGAAAAUGUUAUCCAUGUCCCUGCCUUUUUCCUAAUUUAAUGUAAGCAUAUACGUAUCAUGUAGUACCACUACUGCAUAUUAAAUAGUCCAUUUGCAGCUUUUAUGCUGAAAAGUGGCAGUUCCUAGAUGUGUAAUCAAUAGUUGUGAAUGUGUGCAAGCUAAACACUAAUCAGCCAGAUUGCAUUUAAGUUAAGUCAUGGAGUUAUGAGAUUGUACGAGUUCACCUUUCAGCCUGAAAUGGCUGCUAGCUUAAUUUCAUUUUGCCGAGUUACUGUCUCUACUGUUUCUUUGACUCGCAGAGUUGCUUACAGGUUAAAUAUUAAUGCUGUGUAUAGCUGAUUUGCAAUUUUUUCCCCCUAUUUUUCAUGAAAAACAAAUGAUGGUCUCACCGUGAUAGUGUUUUACCAUAGCUGAAUAGAAAUUAAAGGUGGCAAAGUGGUCUCUCACACUUUACACCAGCCAUCUAACAGCUAACUAACCAAAUCAAAUGUUCCGGGUCACUUCUUAAAACCCACUUGUACCUAGUGGGGCUUUCCCAGUUAACGAAAGUUACAACAGGUAAAUAGUUUGUCAUUAAUUAGAACUUUGGAGAUUUUUUUUUAAAUGAAAAUAUCUACAUUUGUAUAGAUUCCUGAACAGAUGAACAAAUUAAUUUUUCUUAAAACCCAGUUUUACAAAAACAUGUCAGUUUAACUUGCGUAUGGGAGACAUUAUGUAUAUUUUUAUCAAACUGAAAUGAUGGUAACCCAAAACAAAAUAACAUUCAGAUUAUCUGUGUGUGAUGGAUUUGGAAAGCAUCAGUCACACAUUAUUGGCCAGAGAGUUUCUCAGCAGAACCUCCCAUACCCCACCCCCACCCCCAAAAAAAAAAUUCUUCAGGGCUUUUCAAUUUUGUUUCCACCAACCCCACCCUCCCUUAUGGAGAGGCUAUAAUACCCACACAUUUUCUAAAUAUACUUCCCUUCACAUCACCUGCAUACCACCAGUAGAUAAAAAUACAUUGCUUUAUCUGGGUGUAGUUCACUGAGGAUCUCUCUAAUGGUACUGUGUCGGCCAUUUUGACAUACCUUGAAAACAAAAUGCUUCCCUCUCUGCAUUCCUUUUUGCAAUUGUAAGUUAACUGAUAGAGAAAAUGAAGUAUAAGCUCCCUUCAGUUACUUAGAUUCUGAAGUUUGUUCUUUUCCUGGAGACUUGUUAUUGGUUACAACAUGUCAUUCAUGCAUACUGAUUGAUACAGUUUCAUAAACAGUUAUGGCAGAAGUAUAAGCAUUCUUACUCUUUAAAAUCGACAAAAGAACCUCAGAGAUAGUUACUUAAAGCAACAGUGUUUACCAUUAUAGCAGGUACUUGCAGUAGGUUAAUAACAUAUGCCUUGUAAAUUACCAUUCUGUUUUUGUUGUUCUGCAUUUGUUUAAUUCCAGAAUCAAGAUAAGUUUUAAAAUGUAUUCUCCAUUGCAGCAUACACCAUAAGGACAAACAAAAUGCCACAUUAGACGGACGUGCGUUUACUAUAGGGAACUUGUGCUAGUACCAUCAGAUAUAUUAAGUCUCAAAUUUAAAUGCACCAGUCAUGUAAAGUACAUGUCUACUCUCUUUGAAAAAGAUUGACAGUUGCAGUAAAUGGUAUGAGAAUUUAACAAUGUUUAGUCAUCACCUUACAAAGCAAAAAUGUUAAAAGUUCAGUUUGAUAGUAUAAUAAGGUACAUGUUGAUUUCUUCUGAAGUGAGAGAGGAAAAAAAUAUACUCUUGAAAACACUCUGUAAUUUUGCAGACUUCUGCUGUUGCUCUUCUAGAGUUUUCUUCAACUUGUUACAUUCAUGUUAUAUAAAGCAGAAGUAGUGGUCAUUGGAUAAGUAUGAAUGUAUUACUCAAGCUAAUUAGUACCAUUUGCUGGACAAUACCUUUGACCUUUUGUUUCGCUUUACUGUAGAUUGUUUUGGAGGUUGUACUUGUUUACUGUAAGUUUUGGGGUGCUUAAUCAACCUUUUCUAUUGGAGGAUUAUGCGUGUUUUGCACUGCAUAUCAAUCAUAGGGCUACAACUUUGUGAGCUUAGAAGGUAGGUGGCCAAUAUUAAUAAUUGGCUUAAAAAUAGGUCGAAGUCAAAAACAGUAACCUUUAAUGGCAUUGUGGAUGCAUGGCUGCUGUGAACAUUGCGUUCUGUAUGGACCUUUUUUUGAGCCUGAAGUGCACUGUUUUUUGCAACUUCAGGAGUAAGAGAACUUCUGUGCAGAUUCCCAGCAUCAUGAAUGAUGCUUUGGUUUAAAACAUGUUACUGCAUAAUGUUGUAUAGCGAUACUGCUGAGAUGUGCUAUGUAUGUGAUGAAGGUUUCAGUAUUACUGCUCACUAGUACUAUGGUAAUAGAAUGAAACCUCUUGGUCAGAGUUACUGUCGUCAGACAAGCACCUUCCACUACUUGUUUUGUCAUAGUACAGGAUUAAUAACACAGCAAAAGAAGACUAAACACCCCAUGGAGCGGAGCAUACAUUACCAACAUAUGUGCCAUAUUUGAGGGAAAAAGGGGAAACAAAGCCACCAUAAUGCAUUGCCACCAUUUUAGAGGAUUCUUCACAGUCACUAUUAAUUGUACCUUCCACAUGGGUGAUAACAGGUCAAAAAAAGUUGUCACAGAGUUGGAGUUCUUAGAAAAUACUUGCUGCAAAAGCCUGGACUUAGAAAAAAGAGCUAGCGUAUUAAGUAGUUAAACUGAUAAAACAGGUAGUCACUGCAAACACACACCAUUUACUGUGCAAUUUUAAUAUUAUAGGAACUAAAAUUAAAUACAUUAAAGUCACCUAUUCUUUUGGUCACCACUUGAAAUAGUUCUGUCACAGUCAAUUGUUUCAUUGGUCACCACUUCCAUGAUUUCUUCCUCAGCACUGUUUCAUCUAUCACCCGUUUAUUAAACCUAAAAGCUUACAGGCGAUGAAACUACAAUUUAAAGAAAAGUGUUUUAUGAUUUUCUUAUUACAUGAUUUUAUGUUUGAAUUUUGAAUGCUUAUUUAGUUUGGAAAUUGCCAUGCUAUUUUUUUGAAUGGUUUAGCAUACUAUUACAGUGUCACUUUAAGAAAUGAACUGCAGGAAGUCAUGUGAUUGUUCCCUAGCUUUUAAAUUUCCUGUGUUUUUUACUUUGCAGCAUCCGAUGAAGUCUUUCAUGACAUUCAGGAAGAAAGUGCUGCUUUGUUUUAUAAAAUAAAAGCGGUGUGUGUUUGCAGUGACCAGCAUGCAUCCGUGUAUCAUUUUAUAUUAACAAGUUAGCAAUUUAAAACAUGGUUGUCUGAAAAAAAUAGGUUUACCUUUACGUCGCUCACACUUCUUCGACCGGCCACUUAAUCGACUUAUUUAAGCGAACCAAAACCGCAAAAAAUUUUAAAUGUCGAAAAUAUGUUUAAUUUCAACAUUUCCGGCUGCGCCACACCUCCACUCCAGUGCUACCAUGGGUCAAAUAGGGUCGAGGUUUUGUCGUUCGCUUAUUCGGAAUUCGACAUUGGAGACGUUCGCACUUCGAUAUUCGCAGAAGCUGUUUCGUCCAUAUUGGGAUCGACGAUGUAAAGGUAAACCGAAAAAAUACCCUGAUUUUGAGUAGAAAUCACUAGGUUAUGCCGUUUAUUCCAUAUUUAGUAAAUUAUGUUUUUUUGGUAGAACAUAUUUUCAACUCUGCUUCAGCAGUGGGAGGGGUUUGGAAGAACAGCAUUCCGAUACACAGUUAGUUUUCUUUCUUAACAAUGUCACAUUUGUGCAUGGCAUGAACAGAGCCGGUUUGUCAGUGAAUUGUUAGCAGUACAGUCAAACUACUUUAAAUAUUAAGAGCUGUGUUAGCAAUGUUACAGGUUGGAGAGAGCAACAUGCAGGCAGUCUUUCAGGAUUUCAGUGAACUACAGAGAGCAACAGGCAGCAAUGUAGACGGAGAAGUAGAUACGUGAAAAUCUUUAUCUGAAUUCCUUCCACCCUUGUUUGCAUAUUGUGUGGUCAGCCAUUCACAGAUUUAAAUUUCUUGUAUGUCUGAGUUGCUCAUGCUGUAGAGUGCCUAAAAGCCUGGUGUAUAGUAGUAGAUUACCUGAAUAAAAUAACCAGAUAAAUUGUUGGCAAUGCCUACGGGGGGGGGGGGGGGGGGUUAAUAUUCAGGCAUUUUGUAGGUUUUCAGAUAAAAUUAGUUUACCGAUUUCACAGACAAUUGAGCAUUGGCACAGACCUGUGAAUUAGAAAAUAUUGGUGGUUUGUUUUAUUGCAGCAUUUUAGUUGCAUUACGGAGAUCAAGGCUUUUUAAUAGAUUACUUUUCUUGAAGAGUUCUAAGCAGUGAUAAGUGAGCCUCCACAGAUGUGCGUGCCAACUGCAUAUAUGUAAACCUUGAGAGUUAGUUUCAUCUUGUUCAACUCUUCUUUUGCCUUUUUAUACUAAGUAGGUCAGUGAUCGACAAGGAGUUUAACUUUAUUGUCUUGCUAACUCCCUGAUCUGUUUCCCUGUCAGUCUGUGCUAUUUUUCUGAUCUUUCUGAACUUUUGGCAAUGAGGUAAAUUAUAUAAGAUUUUGUUUAAUAAGGGAAUAUAAUUUUCCUCAUUUGUAGACAAAACUGCCUGUCUGAUGAGAAUACUUCAUGUAUAUUUGAUGCAAAGUAAAGAGCUGUAAAUUUUUCUUUCUCAAUAUUUAGCAUUAUUGAUUUAAUACAUUACUAAAUAAGUUUAAAUAGUACAGUCCAAGAAGGAUGGUUACCAUUCUUAGCAAACCUGUCUGCUAGGCUUGUAGCUUUGUUACUGCUGGACACUUUCAAUUUUAGUGGUCUCUCUCCUCUUGUUCUGUUAUAUGGAAGAGCACUGUGACCAUACCACAUGAUUUAUAAUAGUAGUCCGGGUAUGCACAUUUGUUCUGCUACAUUUAUACCUCAGGUAACUUAGCUCAGUCAAAAUAAAAUGUUAUGACUAUCUCAGAAUAUGGUGACUCUGGAUAGCAGUACAGUAAGAAGGUAGAACAUUUUAAGCUGCAUGGAGUACCCCUAGCCCUGAAAACAAUAUGCAGAAUGAUUCAUUAUUUUUGACUAGCAACUAUUUAUAAUUUCUUAAUGUCAGCCAGGCAAACCAGAAGAACAGCUGUGAAAUUUCCAUAAAAUAGACUCUUAUUGGAGGGUGGCCUUAUGGUUAAGGUGUUUACCAUAUAGACACAAGGAACAGGGUUUGAUUCUCUCCUUAGAGAAGUAGGGCAAAUCUUUAAAAGGCUCCCUGUGGUUGUUAGCCUAGUAAUUGCCUAUGAAGUAGAUCAUAGGACAUGCUAACGAGCAUAUACAUCAGCUCUUCCCACGGAACUGUCACCAGUACUGCUAUGACAUGCAAUUGCAUGGGUACCUUGCAUACUGUUGUGUGACUAGAAUAAAUUUAAUUAAUUUCAGCACUUUGUCUGCUUUCCAGUUUUGAUAAUGUUCAAAGUUCAGUUCUGCAGAAUGCACAUUGUCUACAGAAUGCAGUACUAGUGCUAUUGCAUUUUUAUUUUGCUUGAUGUUUGAACCAGUCCUUGUCUCUCUAUAACAAAGUUUAUACAGAAGAUGAACUUUGCAUCAUUUUGCAUUCUUAAGCCAGUGCUCUGAAACAUUUAUGUUUUUCCAGAGGAAAUGUACACAUCUCUCAUGAUGCCUUGAUACUAUUUAAAUAUAUUCUUCAAGCACUCAACAAGAAAAUAAAGAAGAAACAUCAUGGGGCUGGUUUACAGAUGCCAAGGAAGUAUAAAUUUUAGCUGCUUUCUUAACUGGUUAAUUGUAAAGAAUAAGGAGGGUAUCAAAAUAGAUGACUGUUUUACAGUUAAUGGGUAACAUGAGGGUUAAUACAGCUGGUAAGCUUGAUGAAAUUUUUGUCACAGUUUGAGAAUAGUCAAGUAACUGUCAUUACUGAUGAGGUAAACCUUUAGGUAUGGCAGUGUCUAGGUUUUGAAACUAUCAGCCAAGGUUUCUAUCAUCUCAGGACCUUUUCUCCAUAUUACUACCAUUAGCGCUAGUGUGAAGUAGUUACAAUGCAAGUAAACAAGAUACAGCAGUAGUUUUAGAUAAAUUGAUAACAUCGUAGAUAAUGUAAUCAAUUCAGUUUAUCCUUUAUAAAGAAAACUACGUAAAAUUAAUUUAUACAUUCAGCAUGGGUUUUCACAAAAUCUGUCAUAUGAACCUGUAAGUUGAAAAAAAAACAUUUUUAACUAUCUUCUGCUACUUUUGUGUUUUUAAGUUGAGUUGAACAUCUAUGCAGGACCAACUGUGUAUGAAAAAAAGUUGGUCAACAUUUUGUAACAAGAGAAAUCACCUUUUGCCUAAAGUGCUUGUAAUUGAUUAUAUUUGAGCAAAAGGGAGGGAUCUUGCUUCUUUACAGCAGAAGCAAAAUUUUGAUCAAAUGAUUUCUGUAUGAAUGUCCAAGACCCAUUUACAAGUCACCAAAUAGGAGAGGAGAAAAACAUUCUUCAGUUGACCAAAGAAUCAAAAGCAUCUCCCAUUGAAGUUUUGAUUCUUUUUAAUUCAAUAUUCUGAGAUCCAUAGCACAAAUUAGUGUUAGUGUUGGCCAUUUAUUUCUGAAGUUUGUCUCUGGUCUUCUACUAUGCAACAUUAAAGAGAUGCACAGCUCUCAGGGGGUGUUUCAGUAUAUUCAUCUCAAUUUCUUAGUGCAGUAAUUUGGUGCUAUAUGUAGGGGUCUUAGAUAAGUGGGUAAGCUUAUAGAUUAGCCUUAAUGCUGCAGAAGUUGUGAGGAGAGUGUGGGUUUUGUAGAGGUUCAUUAUAGCUAGCAGAAGUGGAACUUGAAAUCACGUGACUAGAUUUUUUUGAACAGUGCUAUUUUCCAUAGCAUUGCUUUUAUUUGUGACAUGUUCAGUCACAACCUACUGCAGGACAAAUUACAAAGGCAUAAUAAGUAUAAUAAAAAUACCAAUGCAUUCUCAACUUUAUAGAGCAUUUGUAUUCCACUUCAUUUCCAUCUUGAUGUAAUUGAGGUUGUGUUAAAGAGUUUGACUUUGAGUCAGUUGUCAGUGUAUAAUUCUUGCAUACAUUCAUACCUUUUGGUUUGUAUCAUAUUACAAAAUUGGGGAAAAAGCACAAUAGUUUUGCUUAAUUCAUAAUUAACAUUUUCAGUAGCUAGUAAUCCCAGGAUUUCUUCUUUUUCCCAAAUUUACGCAGCUCAGAGGAUUCUGUGUAUAUUUAUAAAAAAGGAUGCGAUUUGCUACCACCUUUAUUUGUAUCUAGGGAGUAAGCACACUCUUGUCUAGCAAAAUACUGCAUGCUUGAUCAUCGAAUGAAUAAUCUAAAACUUAAACUCUUAUUGUUCAUACGUGUUUAUUACUGUCUCACUGCUUCCUAUUGCUUUGAUGUCACACUCGGGUAUUAUCUGCGAGACUUUCAUAUUAGAGCUAAGCAACAUAAACAUAGUUGUGUGCGAUAGUGUUCCAUAAUAAAAGUUAUAUUGCAAGUAUUGUGUAAAGACGGGGCACAGUUAUUAAAAACCUCUGUGGGUAAUAUUUCUUCUAAUGAGUAUGGAAGGAAUUGCAAUUAGCUGCAAACAUUUUUAAAAAUCUCCCAGAAAUAAUGCAGCAUGCUUAUAAGAGCAAAUGCAUCUGGAACCAUAUUCAGUCAUCUCUACUUUUUGCCCAAAGACCUUGAAAUACAUUUGUUAAAAUGUUAGUCAUAAAUAUAAAUAAUAUCAGAAUGGAUGCAGAGUCUGACUGUGAAAAUAUCUCAGAGAGAACAAAAAAAUGUACAGGUUCAAAGUUUAUACUGUAGUAGUGAACAUAAUUGUUUUUACCAUGAUCUUUCAGAACUAGCUUAGAUUAGCAAUAUGGUAGUUGUCUUAGUCACAGAGUUUGGUGGUCUGUACAUUGAGGUGGUUGUUUUAGCAUGAGAAAACCCACAAAUAACUCAAUCAUGCAUUAAAUAGGAGUGAAUUUGUUUAAUCUUCCUGCCAUAGUGAUAGUGGAAAUAUGACAAAUGGUACAAGUUUUCUCAGUUUUCACUGACAACACUUGCAUAAGGAUACAUAUAUUUAGAGAGAGAACUUUUCAGUGUGUGUAGUAGAACAAGCAGGGGCUUUGCAACCAUUACUUUGUAACUUUGUGGCUGUAGUUUAUGUAAACACUUCAGUGGAGGAUUUAUUUAAAAAGUGCUUUUAAUUGAUAAGAUUAUACUUAAUAUGCAACUGACAUUUAUGCUGCAUCCUUACUUGUGUGCAGCCACAGCAGGUCACUUCCCAGGUAAAGCGGUGCACGCUGCACUUUAGAAACCUCAAAAAAAUAGGGGUCUUUUUCAUUGGAGUAGUUAAAUAUACAUCGAUACACACUCAGAAGGGGCUGUGUAUGAGUAUUUGUGUGUGUUCCCUAUACUUGAUACGGAAGGAAAGGUAAUGAAAACCGCAGUCACAUCCCGGACUGGGAUGCUACUAUCAUUUUCUUCAUUGCGGUUAGUUCUUCACUGCUGCUUAGAGGCAGAUAUCCUAAACUGGGUUUAUUUUUCUUGUUAGUAUGAUUUGCAUACACUUCUAGCAGUGUUUGCACUACUGGAGUAUGCAGUGAUCUCAAGUUCUUCUAGUAAAAUUUCUAAGUGCCCUUAUAUAAAUUAGCCUGAAGAGAUAUUGUUUGCCUGUUUUCUAGAGAGCGAGCAUAUCUUUCUGCAUGCAUUGCAGAAGAUGAUCUGAGAAGCUGGGGCUUUACUAACUGGCAUUAAGUGACAAGCUAUAAACCAACUUUUACAGAUAUUUCUAAUGCUUUCUGUCACGUACAGUAACUGCUUCAGGCAAGCAGAGGCUAUUCAGUUUAUUUAUGUCAAGAAGUGUAGACUACAACCCAAUAUUUUAUAGGAGGAUAUUUUCACUGCUUUCUUUUUGUACAGAAAAUACUUCAUUUGUAAACAAAGGUAUAAAGAGAACUAUUUUCUCUGUGUAAAUAUUGCAUAAAAAAACUUGCAUGUUUCUGUGGCAGUAGAAUUGCAGUACUUUCAACUGUCUUAUUAAGAGAGAUUCUUUAAAGGUUUUGUGUAGAAUUUAUUUUUGAUAACCAAGAAGAGUUGUAACAUUAUGUGCAUACAAAUGCAGCCCAAUGCCAGAAAAGGACUUCCUGCCUAAUUAUACCACUAUAAAUCUGCGUUGUGAUGUUUACAAAAAGCAAAAACAAAAAAACUUCAUAAUCCAUUUAUUCCAUUUGAAACUUUAAAUACCUUGCAUCUGCUACAUAUUUCCUCAAACAUCCUAUUAUCUGUUAGAUGAGCCGUUGUACUCCUGGAGCCCUGAAAACUAUGUUCUAGUUACCCAUUUAUUUUGAUAGUGGAUUUUUUUCCCCAGAAGUAAUGGUUACAUACCUUGUAUUACCUUUGUUGUUGGAGUUCACUGAUAGCAUGCAUCCUUCAUUUCCUGUGUAUUAGAAGAGUGUGUAUAACAAUCCUUUGUAAUUUUUGUAUUUUUAAUCCCGUUGGGAAGGGAAAUGUGCACCAAGGAUUGACUGUUUUAAACUACAGAAUUGUCACAGUAUACAAGCAUGUGCAGAACUGUUUUUGUGUUACUUUUCAUUGUCGUUCAGCCGGCUUCAUCACAAUAAUAUUGUCUGGUUGUAAGAAAAUAAGCAUUUCUCCUGAUUGUAGUUUGCUGCUUAAGAAAUAAUACAGAACACUGUGUUAUUUUACAUAUAUACCGCACAGUAGCAAGCGCAGUUCACUGUAAUGUAAAGGUAUUGGUUGCAGUGUACUGAAGUCCCAGAAGGCUUUACUGUAUACUAAUACAACAUUAUCACAACUACCCCAUGCACCAUUCAGGGUACACAUCCUCACCUGCAAAUAGAAUAAAUAGUUGUGGUAAUAAAGCCAAUACAGCUGUAAUGGGUCAGUAAGGGACUGACGGCUUACUUAUUGUACUCCACUUAACUCAUGGCUGUCUUUGGGGAAUACCUACCCUGCUGUAAAUUCUUACUUACCAAGGUUUAAAUAUAUGGCAUAGUGGGGUUUCUUGUGCUUUGGCAUUUUGGAGGAUGGCGGUGAUGGUGCUGCUACCAAAGGCAAGGAGCUGUAAAAUACAAGACAUUAACUCCCCCUUACACAAGUUUCACAGCUCCUGGUUGCAGCAAUAUACAGGUCAAAGCUGUGUGAUACAGAUGGUUUUUUAUUUUUUUAUCUAAAAGUUAAAAGGAAAAUGAGGAAUAAAUAAAUAUUAGAAUUAAACAUAAAUGUGUUAGCUGACUAGAAAUACACACUGAGGAUAAAGCUGAUGCAAAAUGUAGAACAUGAUAUAGAUUUAUUAAGGAUACCCAUUUUCCAUAUUUUUUGGGAAAAUAUCAGUAAAUUUCAGAAUCAUGAUUGUCUGCAUGUGAGAAAACACAACAUUUCAUGAAAUUUCAACAUUUUAAACCAGAACACUCAUAUGUAUUACAUUAUUCAGUGUUUUGUGCUUAAACUGUUUUUUUUUUCUAUAAUAAAAAUGAUGGUGGCCAGAAAUCAAAGUUGAGCAUUCAGUGGUAUAAUUGCCAAAAUUUCAGCUCAUAAAAUGGAAUUUUAUUUUUUAAAAACUGUAAGUCAGUGAUGUUGGGAAUUACAAAUUGUGUAUUUUGGUCAGCACUGUAGUUAAAGGUGUAGAUUGUCUUUGUAAAGAUGAUCAUGGCAGUUUUCAUAACUCUCUAGUACACCUCUUACUUUGAUGAUUGACUUCAUGAUGCUGAAGAAUGUGACCUGGUUAGCAAUGUUUUAAUGUAUAGUGAAAAUAUGCACAUUUAACUUCAUGCUAAACUUUUCUCUUUCUGCAUGGUUUACUGCAGCUAACAGUUAGUUUACUUUUUCUAAUCCAAAAGAAUAUGUUGUAAGGAAAAUUUCUUUACUGGAUGUUGAUUCCUUGCUGCAUGUUCAUAUUUUGAAAUAUUUCCGUUGACUAGCACUAAACUGGCAUUUUAAUAUAUUGUAUUGCCAUCACUUGUACGGGCAAGAUUGUUUAAAAAUGUUCAGCUGCAAAUGUAAUCGUUUCAUCUGUUAAACAGCAAUUAAGAGUUUCCUUUUGUCAUAAAGAAUGCAUUCCUAUUGUGAUAGGUUUCUGAAAUGUUGUUACAAUAAUAUACUGACACACUUUUAUUGCUAUACAUGUAGAAGCUUGAUUGCCAUUUGAGCACUUUAGACCAACAGAUGCUGCUUUCUUUGCACAGAAACUUGUGGAAUCAGUUAAGAACGUUUCAGUAAGGAAAUAUUUACCAGUUUUAAAGCACGGACUAUGUUCUGUGUAGAUCGUCUGUAAGUCUAAUUGUAAUCCAUUGAUCCUUUCACAAGGCCCAAAGUAAUUGUAAUUCUUGAGAGUGAAAAAGAUUGAAGAGUUACUAACCAGAAGCACACAAAAUUUUGUAACUGUUUUUGAGUCAGAUUUGCUGAGAAUCGCUGAUUUUCAUUUGUCAUUCAAGUGCACCUCCUGUUUUAAAGAUAUGCAACCUUGGCUGCUGUUGAAACAAGCCUUAUAAAUGGGUUUCCGAAAGUGACUAGCAGCAGAUUUACAAAUGACAUUUAUUGGACUUGUGUUUUAUUUUUGUACAGACUUUGUGGGUUCCUGCUUCCAUGUAAUGUUAUUCUUGGGCUUGCACUUUAUUACUGAUUUAAAAGUAACAAAACAGUCCUAAAAAUCAAAUUGCUUGGAGAUCAGUACAUCUGCAAUAUUCUCUUGGUACAGCAGCAUUUAACUAAAACUCCGCAUGAAGAAACAAUAGACCCGAUUUGUAAUCUGUGUUGAAAAGCAGUAAGGCACUUUUGGAUGUUUAUGGUGGAUGAGGACACUUGAUAGUUAAGGGUAUUCUUUGCCCUUUGCGUCACAGUCAAGGUAUGACAGUGCAGUGCCUGUGCAGAUGUGCUAUUGUUAGCAUCGAUAUUUUAUAGUUUAUGAAUUCCUUUAGUGUUAAAUAGACUGUUGGACCAAACUCUGUGCACCUAAUAUCUUAAAGAUGUCAAUCUUAGAAGAGUCCAAACCACCAUAGGAAUGCUGCCUUACUAUUUGCUUCUUACCCAGACUGAAAUGAAACUAGUACUUUUGCCUUACUUUACUUAUUACUUGGAUAGUAAAAAAAUGGUACUUGUUGCCUUACCUGUAGUCUAGUAAUUUAAGAAUAAAAUAAUUUCUCACAAGAUCA